AUGUCUUCUUCACCACCAUCAGAGACUAUUGAUGAUGAUGGUGAUGUAAUUCAUCAUCCAUCCAAUGAUAAUGUACAACAAUCAUCAUCGGAUGAUAAUAAUAUUAAUACAUUGGAUAAUAAUAUUGAUAACAAUAACAAUACAUUAGAUAAUAAUAGUAUUGAUAAUAAUAUUGAUAAUAAUAAUAAUAAUAAAAAAGAAAUUAAAUUAGAAGAUUUAUUAACAGAAGAAGAAAUAGAAAUAGCAUCUAAAGUAUUAGAAAAAUUAUCAUUUCAUUCAUAUUUAUUAACAAAUCCUAAAUUAUCAAAUUUAAUAUUAUCAGGUUCUUUAGUUUUUAAAAGAAAAAUUACAAAAGAAGAACAAGUUGAAAUGAAAAGAGAACAACGUAAAAAAAUUAAAGAAAAAGUUAAAAAUCAUGAUACAAAUAUUUUAAAUGGAACUUUAAUGAAACAAAAGAAAAUGAAUGAAGUACAUUUUUUAAAACAACAAAUUAGAAUGAUACCAAAUGCACCUAAUAGUGAAGUACCAUCUUUAACAUUAGAAGAAGAAGAAGUAAUUAUUGAAUCUAUACCAUAUGAUGAAUCAUUACAUUCACAUUUAGAUAAUAAUCCAAUUACAAGUCCAAAUAUUAUUAUUAUUAAUAAUAAUAAUAAUACAAAUGAUAGUAAUGAUAAUUCAAAUAAUUCCAAUGAUAAUAAUAAUAAUAAUAAUACUACAUCUGAUAAUAGUACUACUACUACGACAUCCAAUUCUAAUUCUAAUAAUUCUUCUAAUAAUUCCAAUUCUAAUAAUAAUAGAUUAAAAAAAGCCAUUAGAUGUUAUAUAUGUCAUGAAAAAACAAAUCAAAUUCAUGAAUUUUAUCAUAAAAUGUGUUGUAAAUGUGGAGAAUAUAAUUUAGAAAAGAGAUAUCAACAAGUAGAUUUAUCUAAUAAAAUAUGUCUAGUAACAGGUGGACGUAUUAAAAUAGGAUAUUAUACAGCACUUAAAUUAUUAAGAUCUAAUGCUGAAAUGGUAAUAGUAACAAGUAGAUUUCCUAAAGAUACAUCUAUUAGAUAUUCUAAUGAACCUGAUUUUAAUAUAUGGAAAGAUAAAUUAAAAAUUUAUGGUAUUGAUUUUAAACAUAUUCCAUCUGUUAUUAAAUUUACUGAACAUUUAUUAAAUAUUUUACCUAGAUUAGAUAUUUUAAUUAAUUGUGCUGCUCAAACUAUUAGAAAACCAACUGCUUAUUAUGAACAUGUUGCUAGAUUUGAAUUAACUACUUCUUUACAAGAUUUAUCUCAAAAUGAAAGAAAUUUAUUACCUUUAGAUUUUAAUAUGGAAAUUAAUCAUGAACAAGAAUUAAUUGCAUUAAAAAUGUUAUCUUCAAUGAAUGUUAAUAAUAAUAAUAUGAAUAUGAAUCAAUUGACUAGUAGUAAUGAUAAUGAUAAUAAGAGUAAUGAUGAUAAUAAUAAGAGUGAUAAGAAUGAUAAUAAUAACAAGACUCAAUCAUCAGAACAUAUCAAUAAUGAUAAUACAAAUGAAAUACAUUUAUCUAAUAAUACAGAAGAAUCAAGACUAUUAUUAAAUAAUACUAGUAAUAAUAAGAAUGAAAUUAAAUAUUCAAGUAUAUUAGAUCCUAUUAAUAUAAGUACAAGUAGUUUAAUAUGUCAAAUACCAAUAUUAGAUGAAGAUAAAAGUUAUAAUGAACAAUCAUUUCCACGUGAUAUUUAUGAUGUUAAUCAAAAUCAAGCAGAUUUUAGAUCAACAAAUUCAUGGAUUGCUACUUUACAAGAUGUACCUGUUUUUGAAAUGUUAGAAGUACAAACUAUUAAUGUUACUGCUCCUUUCAUUUUAACUUCAAAAUUAAAACCUUUAUUAAUUAAAGGAAUGAGUUUUAUUGUAAAUGUAUCAUCAAUGGAAGGACAAUUUUAUCGUAGAUCUAAAGGAGUAACACAUCCACAUUUAAAUAUGGCAAAAGCAAGUUUAAAUAUGAUGACAAGAACAAGUGCAUCUGAUUAUGCACGUGAUAAUAUUUACAUGACAAGUGUUGAUACUGGUUGGAAUAAUGAUGAAAAUCCAUUAACUGAUUUGGAUAAUAUUUCACAAACUUAUUUUUGUCCUCUAGAUGAAAUUGAUGGUGCUGCUAGAAUUUUAGAUCCAAUUUAUCAAGCAAUUACAGGUAAACAAUUAUAUUUUGGUGUUUUUUUAAAGAAUUAUGAACCAUUUAGAUGGUAA
Messenger RNA from Naegleria gruberi, 2214 nucleotides. RefSeq lists its product as uncharacterized. The transcript is spliced from 3 exons. Lineage: Eukaryota; Heterolobosea; Eutetramitea; Acrasida; Naegleriidae. The coding region runs from base 1 to 2214 and encodes 737 amino acids. The record is from RefSeq and is a predicted model, not a curated record.